This is a messenger RNA of Periophthalmus magnuspinnatus, 783 nucleotides long. RefSeq names its product ATP synthase F(0) complex subunit C3, mitochondrial-like. Bases 111 to 524 code for a protein of 137 amino acids. Gene Ontology annotation, molecular function: proton transmembrane transporter activity. Gene Ontology annotation, biological process: proton transmembrane transport; proton motive force-driven ATP synthesis. Lineage: Eukaryota; Metazoa; Chordata; Actinopteri; Gobiiformes; Gobiidae. The record is from RefSeq and is a predicted model, not a curated record. The transcript is spliced from 5 exons.
CGGAAAAGGAGAAGUGUUUCACUGCGCAUGCGCGUACCUCUCGUGCAUUCGACCUUUACAACAAACCGACACAGUGAUCACCUGUCUGUGUGACAAUCUGUCCUCUGAACAUGUUGACCUGCGUGAAGUUUGUGUCUACGCCCUCUCUGGUCCGUGCUGGAUCUCGGGCGCUGUACAGGCCUCUGUCAGCAGCUGUAGUGUCAGAUGCCCGGAAAGGAGAGACUGCCUCGCUCCUACCUCAGAGUUCUCAGCAGCAGGUGGCAGUGCGCAGCUUCCAGACCAGUGCAGUGAGUCGUGACAUUGACACUGCUGCAAAGUUCAUUGGUGCUGGAGCGGCCACUGUGGGGGUCGCUGGAUCUGGAGCUGGUAUUGGAACAGUGUUCGGUAGCCUCAUCAUUGGAUACGCAAGGAACCCUUCUCUGAAGCAGCAGCUCUUCUCCUAUGCCAUUCUGGGCUUUGCUCUGUCUGAGGCUAUGGGUCUUUUCUGUCUGAUGGUUGCUUUCCUGAUUCUGUUUGCCAUGUAAAUGGUAGAGCAUAUCAUGAGGACGAACAUUGUUAACAAGAACUGUACAAAGGAAUUGUAUUAGCAACAACUCAACAGCAGCUAAGCUUCAUUGACGUGUUCACUGGUGUUUCUUAGAGGACUGUGACCUGCACAGCUGUAUAAAAUCAUAACAAACCAAAAUCAUUUUUGAUUAUGGAGAUGUUAUAUUGUAUAUUUAAUCAGAUGUUUUUGUUAACAAACAUACAACCAUUGAGACAAUUAAAUAUUUUAUUCCUAAA